AUGGAGCCGAUAGAUAUCUCCGACAAGGCGUCACCGCCUGUAAAUGGCAAUCCUCCUCACCAGAAAUCACCAUCUCCUCUUCCGCCCUCCCCUCGCGAACCGCUAUCUCAACUCUUACCCGUCACAUCUUCGCCUUCUCCCCGUCAUCCGCCGCCGCCGCCGCUGCCGCUCACCUUAUCCCCUGCUCCCAUUGACAUACCGAAAAAGUCCCCUCGAAUACACCAAGAUCGCACAAUAUCCACAGACUACCGAUCGACUACCCGGAUUCUGCGACGAAACGCGAGCCAUGGUAGUUUGCCUGUCGACAGGCUAGCCCAGAAGCUUGGCAAGCAAUCAUUACGGACUUCGGAACAAACACAUCCUCUUCCUAACCGCGUCUCCUCCGUCAACGUACCAAGUUCUAGCUCACCGCAUAAUAAUAUUCUCUUCGUCGACGCUCUUCCGGAAAUAGACACCGUCACAGUCGGUGCCACUCGGCAAAGCCCACUACCUAGGCUACGACAAGACGAUGUCGAAAUGCAUGAUGUCGGCUUAUUACAUCGUCUUCCAUCACCAGCCAUUCGAGACCCGCCACCCACAUCUUCUCCUUAUUGUCCGUCAAACCUUGCCUCCCGCCGUGGAUCGUACAUUCAAACACAGCUGGAAGCUGAGGGGCUUGCCGAUCUAAGUCCGUCUCCGAGCGUGUACAACCCUCGGGCUUCCUUGCCGGCUCCGCCUCCAGUUACACGGCAUACAUGCCCUAUUCUCGAGGCAGAUGAGGGCUACUGCGAGGGCGAGGAUGACUUUUCAUGGCUUGAAAGCCAGGCAGAAACUAUAGGGUUGCCCAACAGCCUGCGCAAGCGCGGCAUUCUUCGAUAUCAGUCAUCACAAGAUGCUGCACUACGAAGUGCUAAUCUGGUCCGUAACCAGACACGCAUGCGCAAACGCCGCCUCAAGCGCCGCGAAUCCAGAAGCUACGCUGGAAGUUAUGCAGGCAGCUACGCAGAAAGCUACGCGGAUAGUCUGAUAGGAAGUUUGGCCGGAAGCAUAAGCGGCAGCAUCCACGGCAGUAUUCACGGCUCAAAUGCUCCAAACUCGCCAGUUGCUGGCGCCUCAUCUCCGCCUCCGAUACCUUCAGCAAUGGUUUCGCCCAUAUAA
Molecule: messenger RNA, 1137 nt
Organism: [Torrubiella] hemipterigena
Lineage: Eukaryota; Fungi; Ascomycota; Sordariomycetes; Hypocreales; Clavicipitaceae
Source: the annotation of a GenBank genome assembly